UUUACUUCUACUUUUUUAUGAUUUUGACUACUGAUGUUAUGUUUGUGUACUCUUCGUAAUUGACCAUGAGUGAAGGUGGACUUUUGAACAGAAGCAGGAGUUAAAAAUGUGCGAUCCAUGUCGAUAUUUAAGGAGGUGCAUAAGCUGCCAUGGCGUGUGCUGUCCUCGACCAAGUUGCUGUGAGCGAUCUUGUGCCUCUAAUAUGAGGAAUUGUCGCGUCGUGUUUCCUGGGGAGUUCCAAAAGUUCUCGGACGUCGUGACGCCCAGUUUUCUUCUAAAGACGCCAGAGCGCCCAAAGAAACGGAAACGAUCGAAAAGUUGCUCAGCCUGUGGCGACAAUUGUAAGGAUCCGUGUUCAAACAUGGAUGCGUGUGCGGAGAGUUGUGAGAAUCCAUGUCAAGAUGGUGUGAAUGGAUGCAAGAAUCCUGAAGAUUCCGAACAAGACGAUCUAGCUAGGACUGGAGCCUACGGAACUGGCUAUGGCUUCCAGCCGGGACAACCGACUAUUAUUCCGUGUUAUGGAACCUACGGACCGUCAGGAAAUGCUAUGAUUUUUGGUAUCCCGCCACCGACUCAAUAUGGAGACUUUGGUGUCCCUGGUCCCAUAGUUCUACCAGUGGCUCCACCAUCCUCGUUAGGUCAGGGUGAUCCAAGAUCUAUUCCAGCGGCAGGUCUACCCACACAGUACACAAAUAAGUUUAAUCCCUGUACCGGAGAAGUCUACGAAUGCGGAGAUCGGCAAAUGCCACCUGGAAGGCUACAAGGAACGGCGCAAGUACCUUCCUAUAAUCAAUUUAUUCAGGAUUUAGGCAUGGGCUUUGCACCCAAUAGUCAGUAUAUUCCAUUCAAUGAAUCAACAUUCCUACCACAUCCAAUAAAUCAAAGCCCAGUCACUCCUCCCUCAGGAGGAAGUGCACCACUCUAUAGCCGCAAUAAUCAAGCCAUGAACUGUGAGCCCAAUAAUCAGAAUUAUAGCUAUACUGUUCCCCAAUCAACGAAUCAAGUUCAUGUUGGUGCUAACAGAUCUGAAGUAUAUAACCAGCAGAGUCAAGCCACACAUUCAAGGGCAGUUCCCCAAUCAGAGUCAUCAAGGGGACAACUGCCUCAUGGUGUCACUAGAUCAAAGUCUCCAAAUCAACGAAGCCAACCUACGGGACAUCAUUCAAGCAGAGCUCAUGCCCAUAUCAAUUCUGAAAUUGUUUAUGCUAGUCCAGGUGGCCAGAGGUCCAAGUCGCUCAGUCACCGGAGCGAGUCAAGGGAAGGUCGUUCUGGAAAACUACAAGCCCGUAGACCCACCGGCUAUCCUCAUUCUAAUAGUGGUGGAGAAAGAAAUACGGAUCUUAGGGCCGCGCCCAAGUCAAUGGCAUCCGCGGGUGAAGUGCGUUCUCGUGAUAACAGAUCGCACGAUUCAAGAAAAAGAAAUAAAUCUGUAGAAGCACCUACCAAUCGACAGCCCUUACUUUAUGGCCAGCAGAGCGUGGGCAUGGGCAUCGAUCCAUCCAAUCAGUAUUAUCCGUACAACGAAUGCACUCCACUUAAUGCCACAUUUGUCCAGGACAAUAAUCCUUUUUAUGAUCAGCCAGGACAUGAUGUGAAUAGACCGCAAGCAGCAAGAGCACCAAACUUAUCGAAGGCAGGACUCAAAAAGGAUACAAAUUCGAAUAAAGUUCCAUCAAACUUUAAGCCAUCGAAGGAUAAAUCCAGUAAAUGCUGCUGCACUCGGUUCGAUCCCAACAAUCAAUACUAUCCUCCUCAUUACGUUUCCGAAGCAUCUGAUUGUCCACCGAGUGAAAACGCAAACUCUGGAAAAAAGAAGACGCAGGAUAAGAAUUGCUUGGAGCUUCUCAGCCGUCUCACCGAGUCCUGUCCUCCGUGUGAUCUGCAGAAGUGGUGUCACCUCCUGAUGCCGAAGGACAAGGACAGGGGCAAAAAGCAAGCGAAACCGUCUGCCAAGAAGAAUAAGAAACCGAAUGGCUCAAAGAUCAAGAACAAGAUGAGCGAGCACAGCAGCAAGGAAAUAGAAGAUACCGAAGCAUCACCAGUGGAAAUUCCAGAAAACGAGAAUGCCGACUGCCCGUGUAACUGCAAGAAACCAUGUCCAUCGCCCCCGACAAAACCAGAAAUGCGCACAUGCGGCUGCUCCGCCAAUUUGUCUGAGGAAAACGAAGAUCCUCCACCAGCACCCUCCAAUCCUCAACCAGCACCCUGCAAUCCUGCUCCAGCGCCAGUAAACACCUGCUGCAUGCCCUGCUCGAACCAAUGUCCUUGGUCCUGGUACUUUAAUCCCUGCACCGGCUGUUACUACUACUGCGCGAAUUGCUGCAAUGGCUGUCGUAAUUGCUGCAAUUACUGCUGCAGUCCGUGCGGUCGCUGUUGCAGCAACUCCCCUGCUGCUCAGCUGGAGAAGAUUCCUCCGAAGCCGAAGCAAAAGGAAAGGCCAGACAGAUCGUCCACUGGCACGCGAAAUUCCGGCGGCGCGACUGUGAGUUUGGGGAGCUGUGCUCCGCCUCCUCCGCCUCUUCCGUUUGCACCCUGGAACUGCCCAAGGCAAGAGGUUUCAACCAUGCCAGGCUAUUCUCCGACUGCGUCGCCACACUUCAGCUCCCCAUACAGUGGGAGGUGGGUGGCUGGGGGUGUGGAUAUUCAUCGGAACUAUCAACGAAACAACCAAGGUCCUUCAUUCAAUGUCAGCCGAGUGCGCCAUGCCUAAAUUAAACGUUGAAUAUUUUUUACAUUUUCACACAAGCCUAUCUCUAAUUAAAAAACUUCUUAGAAUGUGCACAUCUCCUCCUUUUUAAUUAUUGAUAAUUUAAAAACAGGCAUAUUUCUACGAUUUUCCUUAGUACUUUUUAUUAGUUCAAAUCGGUAUUUUGUUUCUUUUUCAUUUUAUACACUCUUUUAUGUGUUUCUCUCUUUUGUAUACCAUAUACAUAUAUAGAUUUUUUCAAAAGUUUUGUGGGCUUUGCUUGUAGAAAAACUUAAAAAGUUUCUUUAAAAUAUAAAUUUCUUGUCAUAAAAUUAAAUACAUCUUUAAAGUUGUUUUAGAAAAGACCUAACUAAAAACUAUGAACAUAGCACAUUGUAAACAUGUUUGUGUAGUGCAGCCAUAAAUAUUGUAUGGUAUGUUUAUAAUAUAAUAAUAGGGGAAUAUUAGAUUGUUAAAUAAGAAAAUAGGCAUUACAACUACGGAGAAAUUCUAGCACAUGAUAUAUGGAUCUGGGUUCUCCCGCUUCCUCCUUUAAACAUAGAUUUAAACUGAGUUUGGCUUGCAUAUUGCCCUUUACGUUAUGUAAUGUGGUUUGCUUGGUUAGCUUUCGUGUAUAUAUAUAUGUAAACAUAUAUAUAAUAUUAUGGUUAUCUUACGACUAUAUGGACUCUUGUCUGCCCUUAUUCAUGUUGCAUCUGCACUCGUUAUAAGCUUUAACAAUUAUGGUUGCCGCGCGGGCCAAAAUUAUAAAGAAAAACAAAAACUACAUACAUCUGCAUAGCUCAAACUAUUUACAUUGGACUGUUUUUUUUUCUUUUUUUUUUGUUGGGAAACUUUGUAGACCAGAAAUUAGGUGUGGAUGGUUUUUAAAUUAUUUGUAGGUAUGUCUAUGUAUGGAUAGUGUAGUUUUUGUUUCAAUCACAUGUUUGCACUCCCAACGAAAA
This is a messenger RNA of Drosophila simulans, 3651 nucleotides long. RefSeq lists its product as uncharacterized. The transcript is spliced from 4 exons. The record is from RefSeq and is a predicted model, not a curated record. NCBI's taxonomy places the organism in Eukaryota, Metazoa, Arthropoda, Insecta, Diptera, Drosophilidae. The coding region runs from base 107 to 2710 and encodes 867 amino acids.